This is a messenger RNA of Rotaria sordida, 2559 nucleotides long. The record is from the annotation of a GenBank genome assembly. NCBI's taxonomy places the organism in Eukaryota, Metazoa, Rotifera, Eurotatoria, Philodinida, Philodinidae.
AUGUCAACCAAUUCUUCAAUUCAUUUUUCGUCAAUCAAAUGUCCAUCAUUACAAUCUACGCCGAACUCAUCUACAAAUUAUACUUCGGAUUCCAUUAAAUUAUUAUUAAAGAAUGAUAAUGAAAAUUAUAAAAUUAUUCCAAAUCAAAGUAAACGUGUUUCAGCUGCAUUCUGGAAGGAAAUGGAUAUGGGUUUUCCAGCCAAAAAAGUACAUGAUAAAGAUGAAUUUAUUGCAAUUCCUGGUUUUGUAUCAUGCUCAAAAUGCUUUGACACUUAUCGUUAUGUUGAUUCAAGCACAACUCAUAUAAAGUCUCAUAAAUGCCUUAAUUCUUUACCAUCAAAUCAAACAUCAUUGGAUGAUCAUUUUCGACCAAAAUCACUUGGACCACCAAAUGAACAACGUACAAUUCCAAUAACAAAAGCUGUUGCCAAGAGGAAAGAAGAGAUGAAGAAAGUUUGUGCUCGAUGGAUUGCACAUUCAAUGAGAUCUUUUACAAUUGUUCAAGAUCCUGGUUUUAAAGCUGUAGUUGAUGAAUGCUUGAAAAUUGGUCGAGAAUUUCGUGGUGAUACUGUAUUAUCUUCUGAUGAUAUUAUUAGUUGUGACAGAACAAUAAAAAACGAAAUAAAAAAAUUAGCUACUAAUGAACGAUUGUUACUCAAGGAUCGUUUAUUAGGAGCUUUAGAAUAUGGUGGUUUAUGUAUUAGUCCCGAUAUCUGCGAAUUUACAUUCAAAAAGAAAUCUGGUGACAACAUUAUGAAAUUAUUACGCAAAGAAUUGAUAUCUUUUGGUUUAGAAAAUUCAUUAAAUGAUAUAGUUUUUGUUACUGAUCGUGGAAGUAAUUUUGUGAAAGGAUUAGAUGGUUUUACUGUGCUGUUCUGUACUGCUCAUCGAUUAAACAAUAUUCUUAAACUUACUUUUUAUCAAAACUUUUCAAAAGAAAAAGGUUCUGAUCGAAGUAAAACAACAACAACGAUAAUCGAGCGGACAGAAAAAACACCUAACAAAACAACAACAACAAAAACUACAAUUCAAGCAUCACCUGAAAUUCAUUCUGAGGUCGAAAUAACCGAUGAUGAAGAUAAUUACGAUACGAAUGAAUCUGAAACCGAUGAUGAUAUUGAUUAUUCGUCUGUUACAAUAUCCAGUUUACCACCAUCCGCCAAAGAAAUUUUAAAUACGAUUCAUUACUGUAAAGCCUUAGUGAAAUAUACGAAAAAGUCGAACUUGAAUCGUCUCAUCCAAACCGAAAAAGAAGAAGAUUAUAGUCCAACAGCUGAUGAAAAUAAAGAUCGACAACAAUCAGUGAAGUCGACCACGCUUCAUCAAAGUUCGGUUGUGAGAUGGCUCUCUUUUUAUGAUUUAUUAUCAAGCAUUGAAAAAGCUUACCAUCCAUUAAAGAAUAUUUUAAAUGAAAAAAAAGAAUCAUCAAGAAUUGAAAAAAUUAAUAUGAGCAUUGUAGCUCAGUUAAUUAGAUUUCUCGAACCAUGGCGAUACGUUAUGAAGGAAAUACAAUUAAGUAAUUCACCAUCAUUAUUUUUGACUUUACCGUGUGUUGGAUAUCUGAAACAAGAAAUUAAAAGACUAGAAAGAACAAUGAGAGGUGGUAUGACUUUUUUUGCAAAAAGAUCUUUACAACUAUUAGAAUCGAUGUUCAAAAUCGACAAUAUGCAUGUUAUGGGAACAUUUUUACAUCCAAACUACAAACAGUUAAGAUAUGCAACACAAAUACAAAUUAUUGAUUGUUAUAAUGCGUGUCGGUCAGCAAUACCACCAUCAUCAGCUACAAUGCAUACUUAUGAUAACAAUUGUGUAAUUGAACCAUUAACAAAAAAGCCGAAGCUAUUUUUAGAGUUGUUGAUGGAUGAUGUAAAUCCAAUAACAAUACCACAAACCAAGGAUGAAAUCGAUACAUAUAUUGAUUGGCAACUUAAAUCUAAUGAAAUUUAUCAAAAUCCACUUAUAUUUUGGCAACAGAAUGAAUCAAUAUUUCCAAAUUUAUCCAAACUUGCUAGAAAAAUAUUUGCUGUUCCAUAUAAAAUGAUAUCAACAUUUGAAAGCUUACCAAAUGAAAUUCUUUUUAUUAUAUUUUGUAAUAUAACAUGGUCAGAUUUAUUAAUAUGUUUUUGGCCCUUAAAUAAACGAUUAGAUAUAUUAAUGUGUUCAGUUUUUUCAAGAAUUAACAAAAAACAAAACAAUGGUCUUGUUUUUAUUGAACCAGAUUUAUCUUUUAAAAAAUGCUAUUCAACAUUAUUACCAUUAAUUUACCAAUUAUCAUUUUCUUCUUCUAUCCGUCGAAUUCAUUUUGAUCGAACAAAUUUGAGUUCGUGUGAUUUGAUAUAUGAAUGGCUGUUUGAUAAUAAGAAAAAAACUCUUCGUUUUUCAAAUGUCAAAUCGCUUAUUCUUACUCGAUGUUUAUUAGUUAAACCUUUAAUUCAUAUUUUACCUUUUCUUAUUAAACAUCAACUUGAUGAACUUAGAUUAAUCUUUGAUAAACAUAUGAUUAAACACCUUCGAUACUCAAAUGACUUAUCAAGAAUGGAAUUUGAGGGAGAUAAUUAA